Messenger RNA from Drosophila virilis, 3982 nucleotides. RefSeq names its product G-protein coupled receptor moody (gene moody). Gene Ontology annotation, cellular component: membrane. Gene Ontology annotation, biological process: G protein-coupled receptor signaling pathway. Gene Ontology annotation, molecular function: G protein-coupled receptor activity. NCBI's taxonomy places the organism in Eukaryota, Metazoa, Arthropoda, Insecta, Diptera, Drosophilidae. The record is from RefSeq and is a predicted model, not a curated record.
CGAUAAUGUGCAGUCGUCGUAGACAAACGCAGAAUAAACGAGCGCGCAGUCGAACACCAUUUAACCGUUACAGUUUAGUUUGCUUUCGUGCGUUUUGUUUUGAUCGCGCUCUUCCCUUGAAGAAUUGUAGCUGAUAUAUUAUUUUUUUUGAUUUCUUAUUGUGAAUAACGCGACAAAUGCGUUUGUGUGUGUUGUGUGUGCUUGCAACAUUUUUACCUGUAUAUGCGAAAGUCUGCAAGCUGUUUGAAUCCCAAAUGUAUUAGUCAUGAUCGCGAACGCUCGUUGCCGCAAUUUUGAAUCAUCCGACACACCUCCUGCCCCCUGCCCCCCCAUGCGCCCGAUCCACAACUGAAUGCGCUCAGCAUUCGUGAAUAACCCGGCGGCAACAGCGAGCGCAAAUCGUUAACUGUUUACAUUGCUCAGAGCUGGCUUAAGUUCAGUUAAGUUCAGUUCACCUGAGUGAAGUUGUGGCUCAGUUAUUACUCAUAAACACCUGAGCGCUGACUUUAGGUCGCAUCGCAGCGGGAUUUGCUCUCAAACAGCUGCGAUUACGUGAAAUAAUCAACAAACUAAUGUCUGAUAAGCACAGCGGGUCGAGUAAGUGCGUGAUUUGUGAUUUGUGAUCAGUGAUCAGUGAUCGGUGAUCGGUGAUCGGUGGUCGGAUCGUGAAAGUCAGAUUGUCUGCCCCUAACGAAUCGCAUGUGCCACAACAGAAGGCCAGCAUGAAUGACGACACAACUGCGAGUCCGAGUCCGGGCCUGGGCCAUGGCGUGGAUGAUAUGCUGACUGCGGCGCCGACGGGCACAGCGAGCGGCCUGGAUGCUGUGGACGAAAGCGGCUUCUCGCAAUCGCUGUUGACCUUUGCGGCGAUCAUGACCUUUCUGAUCAUGAUCGUCGGCAUUUGCGGCAACUUUCUGACCGUUGUCGCGCUUCUCAAGUGCCCCAAGGUGCGCAAUGUGGCCGCCGCCUUUAUCAUCAGCCUUUGCAUAGCGGAUCUGCUGUUCUGCGCCGUGGUGCUGCCCUUUCAGGGUCUGCGCUUUGUCCAGGGCACCUGGCGGCAUGGCCCGGUGCUCUGCCGCCUCAUUCCGUUCAUCCAGUACGGCAAUAUUGGGGUCUCGCUGCUGUGCAUCGCAAUGAUCACGAUCAAUCGGUACGUGAUGAUCACCCACCAUGGCUGCUAUGCACGGAUCUAUAAGCGCCACUGGAUCGCGAUCAUGAUCGCCGCCUGCUGGCUGGUCUCCUACGGAAUGCAGCUGCCGACGCUGCUUGGUGCGUGGGGUCGGUUCGGCUACGAUGCCCGACUGCAGACGUGCUCCAUAAUGAGCGACGCGCACGGGCACAGCAGCAAGACGACGCUGUUCAUAACGGCCUUUGUGAUACCCUGCCUGGUGAUUAUAGCCUGCUAUGCAAAGAUCUUCUGGGUGGUGCACAAGUCCGAGCAGCGACUGAAGCGGCAUGCGAACAAACAGAACUCCAUACCCAACAAUUUGCGGCCAGUGGCCGCCGCGUCGCCCGCUGGCCAGGAUGGAUCAGUGCAGCCGACGGCGGCGGCCAGUCGUGUGUCCAGCGACAGCAGCAGCUACUCGACGGAUGUGCCCGAGGGCAAACAGCCGCCGCCACAGUCGCGGGUCAAGGAUCAGCGUGAGGUGCGCGCCAAGCGCAACGAGUGGCGCAUUACCAAAAUGGUGCUGGCCAUAUUCCUGUCGUUCGUCAUCUGCUAUCUGCCCAUUACGAUUGUCAAGGUGGCCGACAAGGAUGUGGAGCAUCCCAGCCUGCACAUCUUCAGCUACAUCAUGCUGUACCUGUCCGCCUGCAUCAAUCCGAUCAUCUAUGUGAUCAUGAACAAGCAAUAUCGCAAGGCCUACAAGACGGUCGUCCUAUGCCAGCCGGCCAGGCUCCUGCUGCCCUUUGGCAAAACGAACGGUGCCAGCAGCGCCGCAGAGAAAUGGAAAGAUACCGGAUUGAGCAACAACCACAGCCGCACCCUUGUCUCCCAGAUGUCCGCCGGCGCAGCAGCAGCAGCAGCGGCGGCGGCGGCGGCGGCGGUUGCAGCGGCAUCGGCGUCGACGCCGCCGCCGUCGCCCGCAUCCGAUUGCCAGUCCUUGCCGGCGACCAAAGCGUCGCCUCAGUCACUGGAGCUGAUGUCCCGAUGUCCAGAUCUAAUAAAUCGAACGAAUCAACCGCCAUUGGUUACGCCCCCGCCGCCAUCGGUAACGCUGGCAACGGCUCAACCGAGCAGCAGCAACAGCAGCAACAGCAGCAACAGCGGCGGCAGUCGGCUGCCGCUCAAGAAGAGCAAUCACUCCUACAUCAACAACGGCUUCAACAGCAGCGGGCACAGCCAGAACAGCGCCGUUUAUCGGCCCGCAGCUGGCUCCCCGCCGUCGGCAGCGGCGGCGCCAUUGCGUCGCAUCACCAUGGUGGGGGACGAUAUCAUACUGGAGGAGGAGGAACUGCCCGCAGUGCCCAGUCCGACGGCGACGGCGCUGUCAGUCAGCAAAGUAACCAAAUCGCCCAUCUACAUGAACGUCAACAGUCCGAAGAGAAACCAAUCUUAUAGCGACAAGGCUUCGGUCAAGGAUGCACUGCAGCAGGCAUCUGUCCCAUCCGACCAGGGCAAGGAUCAGCAGGAUGCUAGCAAAGUGCCCAUAAAGUUUCCAAAUCCAAAAGACUAACGAAAUGCUUUAAUUCCAAAUAUCGUAACUGUUACAUUCCCCCCACGCCCCACCCCACCACCUUCCUCCACUACGUACGUUAUAUAUAUCUUGUAUAUCGUACAUAUCGUUAAGCAUAUAUCCUCUAUUCAAUAUCGACUACGGCAUAUUUAUAGGCAUAUACCACAUAUAUCACAAACAGUAUACUGAGCUCUCAAUAUCGUUUACGGUAUGUGUAUACAAAUAUCUAUGUGUGUCGUCAAUUCCAUAUCGUGCUUACAAUAACGUUUACGAUAAGCCAAGUACUCAAUAUUGAUUGCGUUUAUAUAAAUAUGUAUAUCGACGUAUCGUAUUUACCUAUAUCGUAAAUUGUAGAAUAUCCCCAACAUCGUUUACGAAGUGAACAUAUACGUUAUCGUAAAAAGUAUAUCGUACUCAAUAUCGUAAAUGGUGGCUGGCACACGUUAUAUAUCGUAAAUGUUAUAACAAGUACUCAGUUCCGUUUAUAUCGUAAAUCGUAAAUCGUAAAUCGUAAAUGGUUUAUUGUGCUCCCAAUAUCAAUUGUGGCACAUUCAUACAUAUAUCGUAAUCGUAACAUACUUAUAGAUAUUUAUCGCUGUCUGCACUUAGUAUUAACCAGUCUAUCUCCGAAUUCCCCAAGCUCAAACUGUAUAUGCUGUUCAAUUUUUAAAAUAUGUUGUCGAUAUACAUAACCAUCGUUAAAGUCCGUAUCCGUAUGUCUGACAUAAGCAAGGCAACAAACCCAUUUAAAAAACAAAAAAUGCCUCCAAUUAUGAUUCAUUUGUAAAAACAUCUAUUCGAAUCUAAAAAAAAACUAUUCAAUUUGGCUUAAUAUGAACUUUAUAUUUGUACAGCAUUUCAUUAACAUGUUUGUCCACUGUUAACAGCUCAUGUUAAAGUUAUUAUGUUAUGCGCCCAUGUUACAGUUAUGGGCAAGGAACACUCAAUUGUCGAUCACGUUCGACUAGAGCUUAUUUAAUUAUUUUUUAUAUAAUAUAUUAUAUAUAUUUUUUUUUAAAUAUUAUUUAUAAAAUUGUAAACUAUCUUUAUUUUUUUUUUUUCGUUACGAUCGCGCUGAGCUCCGAUUGGUAGGGGUCUGUUGCGGACCUUGACCCCAUUUGAUAGCUAGAUUGUUAACCCAUAUAGUAUGCCAUAAAACAUUCCAUAUAUGUAUUUAUAUAUAUUAACUAUAUCUGUAGCACUAACUAUAUAUGUUUGUUUGUACCUAUCGUAGCAUAGAUCGCUCGCACAUUGGGCUGCACUGUAAAGCAAUCGAAUAUACAAUAAUACUUAUACAAAACAUUUCA